Anopheles coustani is the source of this 1275-nucleotide messenger RNA. It is a transcript of the gene Snup, whose product is annotated as snurportin-1. The record is from RefSeq and is a predicted model, not a curated record. NCBI's taxonomy places the organism in Eukaryota, Metazoa, Arthropoda, Insecta, Diptera, Culicidae. Gene Ontology annotation, cellular component: nucleus; cytoplasm. Gene Ontology annotation, molecular function: protein binding. The coding region runs from base 57 to 1151 and encodes 364 amino acids. The transcript has a single exon. Gene Ontology annotation, biological process: snRNA import into nucleus.
GUGUUGAUAAAUUUCGUUGUUUAUUUGUGUAAAAGCCGCAAGAAAUCUGUAUUUUUAUGUCCGACCACGAAGAACCUCCUUCGAGAUUUAUCGACCAGUACAAAAACUAUGGACGAACGGAGUCUGCCCUGCAGGAAGAACGCCGGCUGCGUUUGCUGGAAAAGCAAAAACAAUCGCGCCACGAAGAGCUCGACGCAGGACGCCCGGGCCUAUUGGAGGAGGUUGAUGACACCCCGCAGCAACAGCGAGGGGCAAAGAAACGGCCAAAGUUUGUCGUCUCCAAAUUGUUCGCCAACAAGGUGCAACUGUCGGAAUGGAUGCACGAAAAGCCGACCGAUCUGGAAAACUGGUUCGUCGUGCCGUGCCCGGUUGGGCAACGGUGUUUGCUCGUGAUCCGAAAUGGACUGGCCGUGGCGUACAACAAGCGAGGUCGUUCCAUCGCGUCGAUCAACACCAGACUUGACCACAUGCGGGGAACAAUCGUCCUAGACUGUAUCCUCUCAAAAACUCGCGUAUUUUACACACUUGACGCACUCGCUUUCCUGCAGGUGGACUUGGUAAACUGUGAGUGCCAGUUUCGGUUCGCCUGGAUCGCGUCCCAGUUUCACGAAAAAUACCUCGCAGAAAAAUUUAGCGUAAAAACGAUGAAGGACAAUCGAGGUUUUCAGUUAAGCUUGCUGCCCGUCUACGAUUUGGCCCGGCCAGAAUCGAUGGAAAGUUGUUGGUCGCGUUUCCCAGCAUUCACCGACGACAAUCCCCGGUUGGAUGGGUAUUUGUUCUACCACAAGGAAUCACACUACGUGUACGGACAGACGCCGCUCGUGACCUGGCUUUUCCCGUUCAUGCUGAACGAUGUGCUGAAGCUUCCGCCGGGGCUCGUCAACGAGCAGUAUCUGCUAGCUAAACCAAUCUCAUACACCGGAGACUACGCGGCAUACAUAAAGGAGUUUGAUCGACUUCAACAACUUCGCAAGCGCAGACCGCGUGGCAGGAAGGGAAACGGGCUUCUCAUGGACACGACAAACGACGACUCGGUACCCGAUGCUACGCUCUGGGAGGCGAUGGAAACCGCCCCACUCGACUCGGACGACGAGGAUCUACGUCCAAGGGAGGAGGAUGCAAUGCGUGAGCUUGAAAUGGAAGGGUGUUAACUACGUACAUGCUCUAUUUACGCCAGCAGAACCUUCUUUUUAUAUGAAUAACUCAUCGUUUGUGAUUUUUGUUUCAUAAGGAAUGUAUGUGCAUAUAAUAAAAACAUUAACAAGAAACUUAUUU